This is a messenger RNA of Trichosurus vulpecula (common brushtail), 348 nucleotides long. Its product is annotated as 40S ribosomal protein S26-like. Bases 1 to 348 code for a protein of 115 amino acids. Gene Ontology annotation, molecular function: structural constituent of ribosome; mRNA binding. Gene Ontology annotation, cellular component: ribosome; cytosolic small ribosomal subunit. Gene Ontology annotation, biological process: translation. The record is from RefSeq and is a predicted model, not a curated record. The transcript has a single exon. NCBI's taxonomy places the organism in Eukaryota, Metazoa, Chordata, Mammalia, Diprotodontia, Phalangeridae.
AUGACCAAGAAGAGGAGGAACAACGGGCGCGCCAAGAAGGGCUGCGGCCACGUGCAGCCCAGCCAUUGCACCAACUGCGCCCGCUGCGUGCCGAAGGACAAGGCCAUCAAGAAGUUUGUAAUCCGCAGCAUCGUGGAAGCUGCGGCCGUCAGGGACAUCUCCGAGGCCAGCGUCUUCGACUCCUAUGUGCUGCCCGGACUCUAUGUGAAACUACAUGACCGUGUGAGCUGCAUGAUCCACAGCAAGGUACUGAGGAAUCGCUCCCGUGAGCCUCGGAAGGAUUGGACGCCCCCGCCCCGAUUCAGACCUGCAGGUGCUGCCCCCAGACUCCCUCCAAAGCCCAUGUAA